AUGAGAGAGAAAGUAGAGAGAAGGGAGAGAGAGGGUGGAGAAGCGAUUCAGGGAGAAGUAGACGGAUGGACUCCGGUACGGCGGAAGGGGCGGCGGGAACGUAAAGGAAGAUGGGAUAAUGCUAGCGGCUCUUUGAGGAUUGAUAAUGAGAGACAGCAAGGGCAAGGUAGAUCUGUUACUACUUUCUUCUUCUGUUCAUUUCCUGAGAGUUUUAGAGCAAAGGACCUGUAUGAGGUGUUUUCAAGGUUUGGGGCGGUGAACAAAGUGAUUAUUACGGCAAAAAGGGAUGUGCGAGGUAAACGUUAUGGUUUUGUUCGGUUUUUCGAUGUUAAAGAUCCCCGGAUUCUUGCAUGCAAACUGGAUAAUGUCUUCUUGGAAGAGGUCAAGCUCCAGGUGAAUCUGCCAAGAUUCUCUCGUCCGGUGUCUAAUAUUGGGAGGAAAAGUGGAACGGUUUUGCGCGAAGGGAUAACGAAGGAUCAUAUUUCAAAGAAGAAGGUGGAUAAGAUGAAGUCCAAUGGUUGCGAGAGGGGUGAAUCAAACUUUUUGGAUUCUUUUGCAAGGGUGGUUCAGAAUGGGCGUGUUAUGGGAGUGCAGGCUGAGUUGAAACGCAAAGAUUCUUAUAAUCAUGUUAUGGUGAAUCCGAUGGCGGCUCGUAAUAGUGUGGAGUGUGAGGGGGUUGAUGCAGAAUUUCGCACGGAGAAGGAUGAAACUUGGUUGAAGCUCAAGAAGGCGUAUGUUGGUGUUGUUAAGAAUCCUGGAAGUUCCUAUAACAUUCAAAAUCACUUCUUCUUGGAGGGAUAUUUUGAUGUCAAGGUUUCCCCUUUAGGACCUAAUCUCUGUUUGUUAGAAAGCUUUGAAGAUGGUGAUGUUGAUGCAUUGGUGGAAGGAGGUGUUGAUUGGUGGAAACAAUGGUUUACUAGUAUUAAACGUUGGCAGCCGGAGGAUGUUGAUGAGGAACGUAUUACGUGGGUUCGGUGUUUCGGGAUUCCUUGUCAUGCCUGGUCCUAUGAAUUCUUUGAAGUCCUUUCAUCUCUGUUUGGAGUCUUGGUUUGCAGUGAUGAUCUUACAGGAAAGAAGAAGAGCUAUGAUAUGGCGAGGUUACUUGUUCGUAUCCCGUAUGCUGCGAAAAUCAAUAACUCGUUCAAGAUUCGGAUUAAUGGAGGUUGCUUUAUUAUUAGGGUGUUAGAAGAACUAACAGGACCGUCGAAGACGUCCGUGGUUCAGGAACCGGCGGUGGUGGUGAACUCGUCGGAGGAGGAUGUUGAAGACGACGAUUUCUCUUCAGUAUGUGGGGUCCAUGUUGACGGGCUGUUCGAGGAAGAUGACUUGAUGGCAGAAAAAGACAACUCUGAAGUUGGUAUAUUUGAAAAGCAAAUUCUUGGCGUGUCUGAUAAAAAGACUUUUUUUGGUGAAAAGGUUUCUUUAUUGAGUUCUGACUCUUCUAUUGUGAAAGAGACGUGUCCUCUUGAGAAGGUGGAGGGUAAUAGGUGUGGGUCUCAAGGAAUUGGUCAGAAUAUUGCUGUGGGGAAGGACUUGAGUGUAGGAGCAAAAGUUCAAAAAAUUAGGCCUUUAGCUACUGUUUUUGCAAAUAGUAAAAAAGUGGAUGUGGGCAAACUUCCUUUGGUUGAAACCGUGGGACCCUCAGAGAGAGAAGGGGGGGAUUUGAAGGCAUGUAAAUAUAGUGAUGCUGCAGGUCUCAAAACUAUUUUUUCCGGGUACUGUUCUGGUAUUCAAAAUUUUUCUGUUACGAGCGGUAACUUUAAUUCUAUUGAGAAGGAAGUUUCAGAAUCUAAUAAUUUUUCUGGUGGCUCUGUUAUGUGUGAUUAUUCUAAUACUGAUUCUGGAGUUGUGCAAUCUAACAAGAGGUUUUGGAAGAAGAAAGUUAAUGGAUCUAAUGCUGAGGAAAUUUGGUCGAAAGCGAGACUUUUAGGCAUGUCGGGAGGUGGUUCCGUUUCUCAACAGAUUGAAGCAAUUAAAUUGAAGGAAAUCCAGGAUAAAAAAAUCUAUGGGUUGAAGGAUGCAUCCAAACUUGUUUCUCAAUGA
Vicia villosa (hairy vetch) is the source of this 2043-nucleotide messenger RNA. RefSeq lists its product as uncharacterized. The transcript has a single exon. Gene Ontology annotation, molecular function: RNA binding. The record is from RefSeq and is a predicted model, not a curated record. Bases 1 to 2043 code for a protein of 680 amino acids. NCBI's taxonomy places the organism in Eukaryota, Viridiplantae, Streptophyta, Magnoliopsida, Fabales, Fabaceae.